UAGCGUAAGCGCCAAUCUCAUCUUCCAUCAUCCAACGUCCAUAAUUCCCCCUCAGCCACCACUUUCAAUCUCAUCCAUCCAUUCCCUUUACUUCUUUAAUUUAAUAACCCUUUUUCGUCCCUAUUACACUACACUCUCUUUUGCGUUGUUUUGUCGUUGAAUUCUAAGUUGAAGGCCGUUUUACUCUCUCUCUCUCUCUCUCUCUCUCUCUCUCUCUCUACAUUUUCAUCUUCCUCUCCAAAUCUCCGUCCAUUGAAUCCAAAUCCCACCGCAUUGAGCCACAUUAUCAACCACUAUACUCACAAUGGACACAGUGUUGGUGCCUCCUUGGCUUGAACCAUUGUUGAAAACACCAUUUUUCAACAUUUGUCGGAUUCACGCUGAUGCAGCUAGAAAUGAGUGUAACAUGUAUUGCUUAGAUUGCAACAAUGGUGAUGGUGCUUUUUGCUUUUAUUGUCGUUCUUCAAGACACAAAGACCACCAAGUCAUUCAGAUAAGAAGAUCUUCGUAUCAUGAUGUGGUUCGUGUGUCAGAGAUUCAGAAAGUGUUGGACAUAAGUGGAGUGCAAACAUAUGUGAUAAACAGUGCUAGAGUUUUGUUCUUGAAUGUUAGGCCUCAACCAAAAUCUGGGAAAGGAGUAGCACACAUUUGUGAGAUUUGUGGAAGGAGCUUGUUGGAUUCAUUUCGGUUCUGUUCUUUGGGAUGUAAGCUUGAAAGAAUAAAGAAAAAUGGAGAUGCAAGCUUUGCUUUGGAGGGUAAGAAUGAAGGAUUGACAAUGGAAGGAGUGUCAAGUAGUAGAUCAGAAGAAGAAUUGCGUGAAGGCUCAACACAAGAUAUGUAUCCUCUCACGCCUCCUCCACCUCCUUUAAAUGCAAGGAGAAGAAAAGGUAUACCUCAUAGGGCACCUUUUGGUUCCUCAUUCUAAUGGGAUAGGAUUCCUUCUAAACUCAAAAUUGGUACAUAUUCUUCAAUAUUCAAUUUUUUCCCUUGGAAUACAAUACAACCCUAUUUGGUGGGAAAAACCUAGUCAUUAUAUAAUUCUUUUUACAUAAUAAAGGUGAAAAAGAUUAGGAGCCUUUGGAGGGGGUUUUGUCCAAGGUACUUGAUGAUUUGGAAAAGUAAAGGAAAGGGUAUAUAUAUAGGAAAGAAAACUCCUUCUUUUCCGGUUUGGGUCCCUAAAAAAAACAAAUCCUCCCUUGUCAAAGAAUCAAUAAUGCAUAUUUGUUUAAUUAUUAUCUAAUAGUUGGGGGUGUACAUUUCAUUAUUAAGAAAUUAAUUAAUUAAAAAGCAAGUCUUUGUGGAGUCCGUUUUAUAGUUUUCAUUGUCCCACCAUUCACAUGGGCCGUUUACAUAAAGGUAACAACACCUUUUUAAAUAUAUUUUUAAUUUUAUUAAUACGUGUGCAUGUAAACUAAUAAUGAGGACAAAUCAACUUUCAAUUUAUCCUAUUUUAUCGUUACCAA
Messenger RNA from Medicago truncatula (barrel medic), 1463 nucleotides. RefSeq names its product protein RGF1 INDUCIBLE TRANSCRIPTION FACTOR 1. The transcript has 4 exons. The record is from RefSeq and is a predicted model, not a curated record. Lineage: Eukaryota; Viridiplantae; Streptophyta; Magnoliopsida; Fabales; Fabaceae. The coding region runs from base 305 to 925 and encodes 206 amino acids.